CGAUGUAACAAUUAACUUCGACAGCUGACAGAACCAACGUGAUUAAUGGCAUUGCUUGGCCUUAAGGAUGAACAAUUAGAUUGUUCAAAUGUCUCUUGGAAUGUUAAUAAGAUUGGAGGGGUGCCUGUAAAUAUCAUGUACACUACUGAAUUGACAUUGCUUUUAAAGUUGUUAAACUUUGAGUGGAACACGUGUUAUCAAGUGAAAUAAUAAUUAUUUAACAGGUUGGGAACACUUCCCCUAUAGAGAGAUAUUCUCGCUAAAACGCGAUUAUCCCUCUCUAGCGAGAAUAAAUAUAUCCCGAACAACAGAGAAAAACACCCGUGGAAUAAAUCUCUUCGUGUUUCACGUGAAAAGAAGAAAAAGUGCUAAAAUGUGUGAUGCUUCUGGAAAUAUAUUAAUCAAAACAAAAACACUCACGAUGUGUAUUGGAUUUCAGACUGCUUCUCUCUUACACAGCAACUUUGAUAUGAAAUUUCUUGACUAUGUUGUCAAUUUCAUAGAGACAAUUCGCUUCAUGUUGAGUGUGUGUCGCACUUAUUCAGCGUUGCACGGGAUUUGCCAUUAUUUUCAAUAAAGACACCAAAAUACCUGUUUAUGGAUUGGAUGCACCCAACAUGCAACAUACCAAAAUGCCCAUCUUGUAGCACUUCCAUGCUGCUAAUUGUUCAGCUGUACUGCCCUUUAGAGGGGUCCCCUUACCACAGGACUUUAUACUUGUUUACCUGUCCAAAAAAGCAGUGUUGGUGCAAAGAUGAAAGCUGGUGUGUCCUAAGGUCCCAGUCACUGGAUGCAAAUUACAGAAAACCCUCCCUCCCGGCGAAACUAGCGAAAGAAGACAUGUUUGCCACUGAGGAUGACUGGGGUGAAGAUGUAGGUGACUUGGGUGAUUUUCCUAUGAUCAGAGCUGGCAACGUAACAGAAGAGACUGCUAAAUCAAAUUCUAGGACAUUAGGUUAUUCAGAUGCAUUGAAAUGUGGGACUGAUGUUCAACAUCCUCCUGAUACUGCGUUCACUGAGGUAGCUGUGACAGAACGAGCGCUUAGUAAUGAAUUAGAUGACCUGACUAUCCAAGAUGGUGGGGAUGAAGAUAUAACUGUUGAUGACCAUGAAAAAUCUGCUGAUAAUGAGAAUGGAGAUGAUGAAAUGGUCAUACCGGAUGACACUUUACAAAAUGUGAUGCAACAGAUUGAAAACAGACAGACAACGAGCAGUGAUAUGGAUGAAGGGAUUACUUCAGAUAGACUUGUGUCCUAUUAUCUAAGUGUGAUUGAAGAAGCUACUUUGCAAGCAGAGGAAGACACAAGUCAUCUGAACAAAUUACUAAGUGACUAUCAGAGAAAUGAAGGGGUGGAUCUAGCUGGUUUACUCCAUUCAGAGUUACCUUCCAGCAGUGGGAAAGAUGGGAUUCAAAGUGUUGGAGAAAAGUAUGAAAGAACAGAAAUAAAACAUGGAGACAAGAUGUUUCACCGCUUCCGUAAACAAACUGCUUUAUGUCCUUCACAGUGUGUUAGGUAUCAAUGGAAUGGAAGACCUUUAUACAUCAGAGAGUCCAGUCCAUCACAGAAAUCAACCAUUGAUAAUAAGUCUUGUCCUAGUUGUGGUGGCCCUGUUGUGUUUGAACUACAGUUGAUGCCAGCCCUAGUAAACUUUCUGCAGACCUCAGAAAAUGCAGGACCCACCACUGAAUUUGGGACUUUGAUUGUGUUCACAUGUAAGAAUAGUUGCUGGGAUGAUCUGUCUAAAACGAGACAGGAGUGUGUUCAUUUGCAGCCGGAUCCAGACCAACAUCUGUUCAAAUAAAAACCACUGAUGUUGCUUGUUAUUAUUUCACUAUGCAAAACUAAUUUUCAUAUGAAGGUGGUAAAAUGUGACAGAAUAUUUCAAUUGUUAUGAAUUAUGGAGUAUUUUUAAUAAUUUUGUUUUUAGCUUUACCUGUGCCAUAAGCUCAAUUCAGCUUUUCUGGUCACCUGUUGGCCGCCGUCUGUUCAUUUUUCUGUCUGUCUGUAAACUUUACACAUUUUCAAUGUCUUCUCCAGAAUCGUAGGGGUAUUCACUAUUGUCAACCAAACUUGCCAUAAAGUAUCCUUAUAUAAAGGGGAUUCAAAUAUUGUUCCAAUGAAGGCAAAAGAAAAGGAGGGGGGGGGAGGGUAAUUUUAUAAGACAUUGUGAAAAUAUGGUGGCAUCAUUAAGAAGCAUCUUCUCAAGAAUGACUGGACCAGGAAAGACAAAACUUUAAUACAUGAAAGAUAAUUGUUAAUGAGUGAUGAUUCAGAAUUGUUCAAAUCAUGCUGCUCAGGGGUAGGAUGGGGCCAUAAUAAGGGAUAAAAGUUUUACAUGAGGAUAUAUAGGAAAUAAUCUUUAAAAUCUUCUGAAGAAUAACAAGGCCAUGAUUAGUCAUAAUUGUAUACAAACAUCCUCAGAAAGUGCAGAUUCAAGUUUGUUCAAUUUAAAUGUGGCUCAUGGGUGUAGGAUGUGGCCAUAAUAGGGGGUGAAAGUUUUACAUGAGAAUAUAUAAUAAAAAGCCUUCUUAUGAACUGCCAGGGUAUGAAUAGUCAUAUUGAUAGGCAAGCAUCUCAGGUAGUAGUGCAGAUUCGAAGUUGUUGAAAUCAAUAACUGCAGGGGUAGUUAGGGUGGGACCACAAUAGGGGAUUAAAGUUUUACAUGAGGAUGCAUAAGAAAAUCUUCUCGAGGAAGGGUAGGAUGGGGCCACAAUAGGGGAAUAAAGUGUUGCCUGGUGACAAAUAGGAAAAAAUCUUUUAAAAUCUUCUCAAGAAGAGGGCCAUGAUUAAUCAUACUAAUAUGCAAACAUCCUCAGGUUGCGCAGAUUUCAGUUUAUUCAAUUCAUGGGUUGGGGUUUACAUGGCAAUAUAUUAGGAAAUUUAUAUAAAAAUCUUCUCGAGACCAGUAGAGCCAUGGUUUGUCAUUUUUAUGCAAGCAAAGUUGGAAUGUAUAGAAAAUUUAAAAUAAAAAUAAAUUUCAAGAGUAGCAGGGCUACGCUAUAUAAUUCAAUAUGCAAAUGUUUGAAUUCAGAUCUUUCUCUUCAUCGACCCUGGGGUUAGGUUGGGGCUAAAUUUGUUUUACAUAAUACUUAAAUAAGGGGGGGGGGGGCAAAUUUAAAAAAAAAAAAUCUUCUCCAAAGCAGUGAGGCCAUGUUAGUCAUAUUUACAUUGAAACAUCCCCAUGUUGUGUUGAUUGAAGUUAAGGUAAGUCACAACCCCAUGCGGCUACCUUGGGGCCAUAAUUGGGAUGAAAGAGGGUAAAAAUCUUUUAAGAUCAUCUGAAGCACAGCAGGGCCAAGAUGAGCAUUGUGGCCUAUGAGCUUGAUUACAUGUGUCAUAAGCAAGGUUAAGCAGAUGCCAUCCUUCCAUCUCGAACACUUGCAGUACCUGCAGUUUUCAUUCAACAAUAUUCAACAGAACAAUACUCAGUUGUGAUUAAAGUUGUUUAAUUUCAACACUGUCCUUUUUUGAUGUGAUGCAGGUAUUCUUAUACAGUUAUAGCUAGAGAAUUUUGCUUUUAGAGUUGAAUUAAAUUUAAAUACAAUGUAUAUCAAUUUGAUCAAAUUUUACAGUUUCGAUUGUUAAUAAAGCUAAAAAUAAAA
Messenger RNA from Ostrea edulis (European flat oyster), 3604 nucleotides. RefSeq names its product programmed cell death protein 2-like. The record is from RefSeq and is a predicted model, not a curated record. Gene Ontology annotation, cellular component: cytoplasm. Lineage: Eukaryota; Metazoa; Mollusca; Bivalvia; Ostreida; Ostreidae. The coding region runs from base 598 to 1803 and encodes 401 amino acids. The transcript has 6 exons.